Molecule: messenger RNA, 2305 nt
Organism: Phasianus colchicus (ring-necked pheasant)
Lineage: Eukaryota; Metazoa; Chordata; Aves; Galliformes; Phasianidae
Gene: TCTN3
Product: tectonic family member 3
Biological process (GO): cilium assembly; smoothened signaling pathway
Source: RefSeq, a predicted model, not a curated record
GAUCAUACGCUUCUGCAUGGCAAAUUCUGAAUCCAGUGAAAACAACAAGUUUAAAAUCUGACUCCAACCGAUAGUAUUAUUUUAUUGCCAAUUCUCACGUAUCGGGGAAAAAAAAGAGAGAGAAGUGGAGACUGAGUCACCGGGGCUUCCAGGCGACGAGGCCGAGCGCCUUGCACCACGUCUGUCCCAGCUGAGGAGUCUGCCGCAGAGUCGGGAGACGCCGCCGCUCAGGCUCACCUGGGCCGGGCUGCACGGCACCAUCUUUCUGACUUCCGGACGGGCGCCGCGCGCGGCUCCCAGCCCUCCCGCCGAGCACCGCCGACCUGCGCAGAGCAAACGCCGCGCAGCCAAGAAGGCGCGGAGUCGGACGCGCCAGCCCUGCCGUAGGGCACGCCGGAACCGGCAGGCCGGAAGCUGGAGCAGGCGGCGGUAGCGCCGGGCCGGAAGCGGGGGGGCGCGUUUCUUGGCGACGACAUGAGUGGGGCGCGGGAGGCGCUGCUCGCCCUGCUGCUGGCGGCGGUGGCUGAGAGCGGCGGGCCAGGGGCCGCGGCUGAGCUCACCGCCGGGAAUUCGCGCGAGUCGGCGGCUCCGCGUCGAGCCUCUGCUGCCCGCGCGGCCCGCGGCGGCGCCCGGAGCUCCCUCCUCGCUGCCAGAGGUUUACCCGGCCGCCCGCCUGCCGCCGGUAGUUCGUACCGCCUCGUCGGCAGCAGGUCUGUGAAUCAAGUAUGUGUGGAAAAAUCAUUCAUAUUCAGAGCUAAUAUUCCUUACCAUACUGAUACCAUUGCUGUCUCUGAUGGACCUGAUUUGUUCUGUGUGCAGCUGGAGAACCCAAAAUUGAACUAUUUCCAACAGCCAAGGCAUAUCAAAGAAUCUGAUUUUCUGAAGCUCUUGAGGAAGUAUGGCAGGCACUCUUUCUUAGCGCAGUCACAAGUCCAGCCAUCAUUCUCUGCAUUUUACCGAGCUGGUGAUCCAAUCCUAAUCUACUUUGAUUCGUUAUCUAUACUGAGUGUUCUUAGACAGCCCGUAAAAAUGGGAGUCAGUGGACUUUGUGUAGAUGGAAAUCCAGCUGGCUUCCUGGAAAGUGAAAGCACAAGCUGUACUCGCAUUUUCACAAACCUGAGCAGGAGCUGUGUCAGUGACCCUGCUCUAAAUGCUGCUUCCUACUACCGUGACUUUGCAGUACUAAAGGUUCCGAUCAAUGACACCAUUGCAGAGUCCAUGAAGGUAAGGAUCAGCCCAGUUGGACCACCUGGAGCUCCCUACAUGGAAGAUAAUACGUGUAACAAUGCUGUUUCUGAAGUGAUCUAUGAGAUAGAAUUUAAUGGUACCCAUGGGAUUCAGAGUGUGUCUGUCCAGUUCAAAGUGACGAGCAUCUCUGGGAGCUCUGGAUUCUCACUGCAGCAGCACUUCACUUUGCGUUUUUGGACCAGGAUGCUUUCUCAUACACUGCCUAGAAGUGGAAACCCUGGUUAUAUCACUGGAGCACCACUACUGAUUGCAAAUGGUAGUGCAGUGCAGCACAUGAGCAUUCUGCAGAGCGAAGGUGAUGGCAGUUGCUCACAGUUUCUGAGACAUACAGUACGAUUUGGAAGCAAUAUGAGAAUUGGUUGCAAACUCAGGCUAACUCAAAUGGAAGAAAGUAAUUGCAGUUACAUCCAGCUGAAGUUAUAUAAGGCUUUUCAGGGGAUGAACCAAGCAGGGGAUCUUGCUAUAAUUGGUAGUGCUCGUUCAACCCAAGAAGAAGAGUGGUUGGCCAUUCUGAUCCAGAACUGCAGUGUACAGACUAAGAAUUGCAGUUCCUGUUGCAUGAUUCCUGUGACCCUGGAUGUACAGAUAUUGUGGACUAAGAUGGGUCUCCUGUCCAAGCCACAAGCUCAAAUAUUGGGUGUACGGUACUUUUAUCAGUGUCAACCCCUAAAGUCCCUAAGCACGAGCUUGGUGCCUUUGACAACUGUUGUUACCUUCACUGACAUGACAGAAUGGCCAGAACCUCCACGUGGCCUGCCGAAAGUACACUGGAAACUCCCAUUUGACUUUUUUUUUCCAUUCAAGAUGGUACUGAAUAUUGAAAGAAGUUACAGAGAUGAUUUGACUGCCUUUUUUGUUGUGAUUAUAAUAUUGUCUAGUAUUCUCUGCUUUUGAAGAGAGUCAAAUAGAUGGGACCUGUAUAACUAAAGUUCACUUACUGAACUUUAAGUACAUUUGUGGUGUGAUACAGAUCAUAAACUGUUUUCAUCAGAUUCUUAUACUGUCUAUCAUAUCUUAAGUGCCUUCUGUUGAUGGAUUAAUGCACUUGAUUAGUUUC